GCGCUCGCUUUGAUUUCGGGCGCCCGCGCCAGCUCAGGCAGGGAUUGGUGGCGCUGCGAGGGUCGGGCGCACGUCACUUCCAGCUGCGGCCGGUCGCGACCUCCCCCUCGCGCUAUGACCGCCAGCGCGGAGCCGCAAAGGCGACGGCCCGGAGUCGGAGUCGGAGUCCUGGUGACCAGCUCCCGGCAUCCCGGUUGUGUCCUCCUGGGGAAGAGGAAAGGGACGAUUGGAGCAGGCAGUUUCCAACUUCCCGGGGGUCAUCUGGAGUUCGGUGAAAGUUGGGAAGAAUGUGCUCAAAGGGAAACCUGGGAAGAAGCAGCUCUUCAUCUGAAAAAUGUUCGCUUUGCCUCAGUUGUGAAUUCUUUCGUUGAGAAAGAGAAUUACCAUUAUGUCACUAUAUUAAUGAAAGGAGAGGUGGACAUGACUCAUGAUCCAGAACCAAAGAAUGUGGAGCCUGACAAAAAUGAAAGUUGGGAGUGGGUUCCUUGGGAAGAAUUUCCUCCACUAGACCAGCUUUUCUGGGGACUGCGUUGUUUAAAGAAACAAGGCUAUGAUCCAUUUAAAGAAGAUUUGAACCAUCUGGUAGGAUACAAAGGAAAUCAUCUCUAGGUGACCCAGAAAAUUUCUUGAUAUUUUUUUUAAAAGACAAAAAUAAUGUCUGGUUAGGGCAUGAAAAAUAUCUGUAUUUCACAACAACUCCAUUUUAUCUAAAAAGUUCCUUAUGAUUGCCAAUUUAUUUGUUGUCUGUUAAUAUACCCACCACCUUUCAGUCAGUACUUGAGAAAAGUUUUGUGAAAUAUGUUAUUGAAUUGUAUUAUGGAUGCAGAAUGGAUGAUAAAUAGUGACAUUGUGGUUAAUCUGCUCUCCAUAUUUACCUGUGAUGUUUACUGUGCAGUUGUCAUUGCCAGCUUGCAUGCGGUGGGGAUAAUAGAAUUUGUCUUAGUGUUUCAGUUCAAAUAUAGAUCCUAAUUCAAAUAUUGUAGUUCAGAUUUAAACACAGUAUGUCUGAUGCAGAAUUUACUGUGUUUGUUGAAUUACCUCUUCUUUUUUAUUUAUAAAAUUUUGGUGGCGUUAAUAUAUUGUGACAGUCUUUGCAACUAGAGGGAACAGGACAGGACAUUAGGGUCUAUUUCUCAGGUUUCUGAUUGAGAACCUAAGCCGAGAGAAGUGAGACAGACCAUCUAAGAUCUGUAUCCUACCAUUAACCCACUAACAGGCCAUGUGAUUGUGGAUUUCUCACUUACUCUGAGAUCUAGUGUCCUACUAUGUAAAAUGAGGAGAUUACCUAGAACAGUGGUUCUCAAAGUAUGGUCUAGGGGGUCCUAAAGAACCUUUCAAGGAUACUCAAGGUCAAAGUUAUGUUUAUAAUACUAAGAUGUCAUUUAUCUUUUUUCACUUCUAUUCUUUCAUGAGCGUACAGAGUUUUUCAGGGGGUGCCUGACGUGUGAUACUGUAACAGACUGAAUGCAGGAGCAGAUUUGAGAAUCCAACUGUCUUCUCUUAAGUCAGAUAUUAAAGAGAUUUACAAAAAUGUAAAGCAAUGCCACUCUUCUUACGAAUGAUUUUUUGUGUGUGUUUUAGGAAAAUAGUUACUUUUUAAAAAAGUUAUUUAUGUUAACGUGUAUUGGG
Molecule: messenger RNA, 1629 nt
Organism: Lemur catta (Ring-tailed lemur)
Lineage: Eukaryota; Metazoa; Chordata; Mammalia; Primates; Lemuridae
Gene: NUDT15
Product: nudix hydrolase 15
Exons: 3
Coding region: 115-609 (164 amino acids)
Biological process (GO): dGTP catabolic process
Cellular component (GO): cytosol
Molecular function (GO): 8-oxo-7,8-dihydrodeoxyguanosine triphosphate pyrophosphatase activity
Source: RefSeq, a predicted model, not a curated record